AACAUGGCUCCCGCCAAGAAGAUCCAGAAGAAGAAGGUGGUCAAGAAGUUUGCGAUUGACUGCUCGCAGCCGGUCGACGACGGCAUCAUGGAUGCCGCGUCCUUUGAGAAGUUCCUGCUCGACAAGAUCAAGGUGAAUGGCAAGGUUGGCAACCUCGCCGACCUUGUGACGGUCUCCCGCGAGAAGGCGAAGGUGAUUGUCUCUGCCGAGACGGACUUCUCCAAGCGCUAUCUCAAGUACCUCUCCAAGAAGUACCUGAAGAAGCAGCAGCUGCGCGAUUGGCUGCACGUCAUUGCCAACAAGAAGGACUCGUACGAGCUCCGGUACUACAACAUCCACGACAACGAGGCCGACGAGGACGAGGACUAAGCGGGCCCCCGCGCACUUUCUCCCGGAAUUGCGGCCAGUGACGUCCGCGGCGGAGGUCGGCCGACGACGUUCGGCAACCCGGCGGCUCGCCGGCCCUCCGCCGCCGCGCACGCGCUGUCUGCCCGAGGUUCGUGGUGGCGUGCCCACGAUAAUCCCCCGGGCGGAAUCGCCGCACCUGGCCUCACGGAUAACACUAGUACCGCCAAAAGUGACCACCAUAUCUUGUGCGUAUUCUGU
Messenger RNA from Emiliania huxleyi CCMP1516, 606 nucleotides. RefSeq lists its product as hypothetical. The record is from RefSeq and is a predicted model, not a curated record. Bases 4 to 369 code for a protein of 121 amino acids. Gene Ontology annotation, biological process: cytoplasmic translation. Gene Ontology annotation, molecular function: RNA binding; structural constituent of ribosome. The transcript has 3 exons. NCBI's taxonomy places the organism in Eukaryota, Haptophyta, Isochrysidales, Noelaerhabdaceae. Gene Ontology annotation, cellular component: ribosome.